AUGGACGGCGGUAAAAGAAAACGUUCAAAGAAUUUCAGUUACUUUGAAAAAAAACUUUUAAAUCUAAUUGUGUCAAACCACCCAAUUAUCAAGAGCAAACAGCAUGAUCCAUCAAAAGAAAACAAGAAAUAGAAUGCCUGGACUACGAUUUGUAAUGAAUUCAACUCAAAUUAAAAAGUACAACAAAUAAAAAUAAGAUACUGUACUUAUUGUUGACCCACUUUUACAAAUCAGACUCACUUUGAAAUAUUAGUUUUCUUGUGUAACACAACACAGCGGGCCUAAAUGUAUUUGUGACAGAAAUAUAACACAAAUAAUAUCUUACAUAAUUACUAAUAUCAUUUCUAUAUUGUCUUGUCUUUGUAAGGUCCUGUGGAAAAACAUAAACAUCUAUUUAAAGAAGGCAAAUGCUGUUGCUCGUUGGGAGCGUUUCAAGACUGUUGGCGGACCCCAGUAAGACCAGAGACAGAUGAGCUGGGGGACUUGUUGACCGGGAUCAUUGAUAGCCAGCAACCCCUGGAAGGUAUCCCCGAUGAUGACCAUUUGGACAGUUUAGAUGGGGGACCGUUCCAAUUCUCAUUUGGUAGGACACAUUAAUUCAACAUGUGCCAUCCCUGGACUGCAGGGGAUAUCUUGCACUCCCAAAAGAAAAAAUUAUGUAAUGAACUCAACUCUUGAAGAAAUAAUAUUCCCUAAUGGAGCAAUGCAAUCAUUUUCUAGAGGCAGAUGAUCACCAUAGCUUGGAGGGGAUAAGAGAGGAUGAAGGUCAGCCCGCUACAUCUGCAGCAGCCAGGAGGAAAGAUUGUGUCACUAACCCGGGCUGGAGGACAAAGACAAAGAGGCUGAGCAUGCAUGAGAAACUGGCUAUGGAAUUUCAUGUGCGCAAACUAAUUUAA
Molecule: messenger RNA, 896 nt
Organism: Coregonus sp. 'balchen'
Lineage: Eukaryota; Metazoa; Chordata; Actinopteri; Salmoniformes; Salmonidae
Source: the annotation of a GenBank genome assembly